AGGAACAAUCACAGGCACAAGUAAAAAUGGCGGAGGAACAACCUACUACCACUCUCGUUACACCGGAAAAGCUACCAUCUUUGGACCUGGCGGCUCCUGAAGUAUCUGAGUCUACUAAAGAAGUUCUACCGAGAGAGACAGUGACCGAGACUAAUCCGCCGGAAUCGGCAGAAACCACCACCAAGCCAGAAGAAGAAACCGCGGCAGAGCAUCAUCCACCGACAGUGACGGAAACAGAAACAGCAUCGACGGAGAAACAAGAGCUUGGAGACGGAUCAUCAUCGCAGAAGGAAGUAGCUGAAGAGAAAAAGAGCAUGAUUCCACAGAAUCUUGGUUCAUUCAAAGAAGAAAGCAGCAAACUUUCCGAUCUAUCAAACUCCGAGAAGAAAUCACUCGAUGAACUAAAACAUCUUGUUCGAGAUGCUUUAGACAAUCACCAAUUCAGCUCAAUCUCUAAACCAGAAGACACCAACAACACACCAGAAGAAGUCAAGAUUUGGGGAAUCCCGUUGCUCGAAGACGAUAGAAGCGACGUCGUUUUACUGAAAUUCCUAAGAGCUAGGGAUUUCAAGGUGAAAGAUUCGUUUGCUAUGCUCAAGAACACGGUUAAAUGGAGAAGAGAGUUCAAGAUCGAUGAAUUGGUUGAGGAAGAACUUGUGGAUGAUCUUGACAAGGUUGUGUUUAUGCAUGGACAUGACCGAGAAGGUCACCCUGUGUGUUACAAUGUCUAUGGUGAGUUUCAAAACAAGGAGCUUUAUAAUAAGACGUUUUCUGAUGAGGAAAAGAGGAAACAUUUCUUGAGGACUAGGAUUCAGUUCUUGGAGAGGAGUAUAAGGAAGCUAGAUUUUAGCUCUGGUGGGGUUUCUACUAUUUUCCAGGUUAAUGAUAUGAAGAAUUCUCCGGGGUUGGGGAAGAAAGAGCUUAGAUCAGCCACUAAGCAAGCUGUUGAGUUGCUUCAAGACAAUUACCCUGAGUUUGUCUUCAAGCAGGCUUUUAUCAAUGUUCCUUGGUGGUACCUUGUGUUUUACACUGUGAUUGGUCCUUUCAUGACACCACGGUCAAAGAGCAAGCUUGUGUUUGCUGGUCCAUCACGUUCAGCUGAAACACUUUUCAAAUACAUAUCACCCGAGCAAGUUCCAGUUCAAUACGGAGGAUUGAGUGUAGAUCCUUGCGACUGCAAUCCAGACUUUUCAUUGGAAGAUUCAGCCUCAGAGAUCACUGUUAAGCCUGGAACAAAACAAACUGUUGAGAUCAUAAUCUAUGAGAAAUGUGAACUUGUGUGGGAGAUAAGGGUAAUUGGAUGGGAAGUGAGCUACAAGGCCGAAUUUGUGCCGGAGGUAAAAGAUGCUUAUACGGUGGUUAUACAGAAACCAAGAAAGAUGAGACCAUCCGAUGAACCGGUGUUAACCCAUAGCUUCAAAGUGAAUGAGCUUGGCAAGGUUUUACUCACAGUAGACAACCCAACCUCUAAGAAGAAGAAGCUCGUUUACAGGUUCAAUGUCAAACCUCUCUAAGCUUUAAAAAAUCUUUUCCAAACUUUGUUUUAUUUUACAAAAAUGUGGUUUCUAGACUUUUGUUUUUUCUUGAAACAGAAGUGAGAUACGUCUUAUGUGUGUUUGUAUAUGUGGGAUUGUUUACUUUAUCAUUUCAUAUAAAUUAUGUGUGGUUUAAUACGAUCGAGCUGCUUGUAUCUUUUGCUCUUGUAAUCAAUCAUUUGUGGAGAAUAUAUUACAUGACUUUAU
Molecule: messenger RNA, 1742 nt
Organism: Arabidopsis arenosa
Lineage: Eukaryota; Viridiplantae; Streptophyta; Magnoliopsida; Brassicales; Brassicaceae
Source: the annotation of a GenBank genome assembly